GUUGGGGUCUACAUGGGGAGAAGAGACUUUGUGGACCGAGUCGACUCUGUGGAUCCAGUGGAUGGCGUCAUCCUCAUCGAUCAUGAGGCUCUGCAGGGGAGGAAAGUGUUCGUCACCCUGUCCUGCACCUUUCGGUACGGCAGAGACGACAUGGACGUGAUGGGAAUCGCUUUCCGCAGGGAGCUGUACCUGUCCACCCGCCAGGUGUACCCGCCUCUGCUGGACCGCGAGAAGGGAAUCCACACCAGGACGCAGGCCAGACUGCUGCGCAAGCUGGGAGACGACGCCUACCCGUUCUUCUUCGAG
Anarrhichthys ocellatus (wolf-eel) is the source of this 306-nucleotide messenger RNA. Its product is annotated as arrestin red cell-like. NCBI's taxonomy places the organism in Eukaryota, Metazoa, Chordata, Actinopteri, Perciformes, Anarhichadidae. Gene Ontology annotation, cellular component: photoreceptor outer segment; photoreceptor inner segment. Gene Ontology annotation, molecular function: G protein-coupled receptor binding. The annotation marks the transcript as partial. The transcript has 3 exons. Gene Ontology annotation, biological process: G protein-coupled receptor internalization; signal transduction. The record is from RefSeq and is a predicted model, not a curated record.